UCUGGAGAGCCCGACCGAGGGGCCUUCUGCUGCCUCCUUUGACUUCAAUCAUGCGAACAGAAAGCAUGCGGACAGACGGCUGGCUGAGGCUGCCAACAGCGUGUCGGCUCACUUCCAUCACGCACCAUCUUCCUCGCGAAAGAGGACAUCCUUAGUGGAGGCUCAUCCUUUUCCAGACUCUGGAGCAGUGGAGGCAGAUGAUCCUAACACACUGGAUCACUUCAACCGACCAGGCAAAAUAAUCCCCUAUAAACAUACUGAUCCCGUGAGAAAGGUCACCAAACCCUCCUGGGUCACCAACCGGCAGUCGUCCAGCUUGCCGUACGACUUCAGCGCGCUGAAGAAAGAUGGUGAUAAGGAGAAGGCAUGUCUGACCGAGUGCAGGAGAGAGAGAGACGAGGUGGAGGCCUACUGCGCGAGUGAAUUCGCAGUGAACGGAAUUGUUUAUAACAUGGAAAGACUGGGGAAUGGAGUCCACUUGAUUACGCUUUUGGUAAACAGCGAUGGAUUAUACAAGAUGAGUCGCCUGUAUAUUACUCCUGAUGGCUUCUUCUUUCGAGUUCACAUUCUAGUUGUGGAUACUUUAAACUGCAGUAAACCAUGUCCGGACUUUAAACUUGGCAGCAGAUACAUUGUGAUGGGUCGGAUCUACCACAAGAGACGACAGAUCCCUGCAAACCUGCUGGAGUUCCUGCGAGGGCGCCUGAGGCCAGGGGACGGCUUGCUUCGAAGCAGCAGCAGCUACGUGAAGAGAUUCAACAGGAAGAGGAACGGCAAAGUGCAAGCGGCUCACACUAAAUGCAGCUAAGGCUCCGGUAACCUCCGCGCAGGACACGGGCAGCAGCAGAUU
Messenger RNA from Nipponia nippon (crested ibis), 850 nucleotides. RefSeq names its product chromosome unknown C17orf58 homolog (gene CUNH17orf58). NCBI's taxonomy places the organism in Eukaryota, Metazoa, Chordata, Aves, Pelecaniformes, Threskiornithidae. Gene Ontology annotation, molecular function: protein binding. The record is from RefSeq and is a predicted model, not a curated record.